Molecule: messenger RNA, 3679 nt
Organism: Pollicipes pollicipes
Lineage: Eukaryota; Metazoa; Arthropoda; Thecostraca; Pollicipedomorpha; Pollicipedidae
Product: titin
Exons: 15
Coding region: 80-3679 (1199 amino acids)
Biological process (GO): positive regulation of transcription by RNA polymerase II
Cellular component (GO): transcription regulator complex; nucleus; histone methyltransferase complex
Source: RefSeq, a predicted model, not a curated record
GGCGGAUUUUGUUAUUGUUAGGUGGCGCAUAUGAGGUUGAAAAAGCAUUUUCGUUUUUCCUCCUCUUCCUUUUCUGGAUAUGGAGGAAGAUAGUGGAGGGGAAAUCGUGGAAGCAGUUAUCACAUGUGACGGUCAUAUUGACGAUCCCAGUUUUAAGAAGAACUUCGGAUCACUCCUGCGACGUUUGAAGAAGAGAAUCACCGGAGGUCUCGGGAUAGGGCCCGAUCUGGUGGUGACCAAGAUGGAGCCGUGGAACUCUGUGCGCGUGACGUUCAGUGUGCCGCGUGAGGCGGCGCUCCGGCUGCGACAGCUGGCGCAGCAGGGUGACGCCACGCUGCGCACGCUGGGCAUCCUCACCGUCCAGGUGGAGGGAGACCAGGUGAUCUCGCUCACGCUGGCCGGCCGCAACAACGGGCCGCCGCAGGAGAUCGUGCUGCGUACAGAGGAGGCGGGCUCGGCGUCGGCGCCGCAGCGCAGCCUGGCCGAGCUGAUGGCCGGCGGCGGCGGCGGCGGCGAGCGGGCGCCGGUGCCGGCCGCUGCGCCCGCGCCCGCGCCGCCCACCUUCCGCAGCCCCAACGUGGUAGCGCCGGUUAGCCAGCCGCUACCGUAUCCGGCGAAGCUGCAGCAGCGCACCAGCGCGGCGGCCACGUACCCAUUUAACAGCAUGUCGCACGCGGCCGCGGCCGCUCAGCAGCAGCAGACGGCGGUGCUGGCCAGUGGCGCGACGCGGGAGGCAACGCUCAAGGCCCCGGCCCUGAGCGCCUCCAGCAUGUCGAGCAUGGGCAGCCCGCUGCUGGUGAACCUGCUGAAGAACGAGGCGCCCUCAUCGGAGGCGCCGCACCACGUCGCGCACGGCGCGCAACCGGUGGGCAACGGCGGUCUGGUGCUGGUCAACAACGGGCCCACGCGGCCCGGCCAGCAGCCGACGCGCGUCUACUCGGCUCAGCUGCACCACGUGAAGCAGACGGCCGCCGCCACCUCCGCCACCUCCUCCCCGCCAGCGCCGCUGGCCAAGGCGCACCUCAGUCCUGGCUCCUCGCAGGGCGGCGCCGGAGCCGCGCACGCCUCAGGUAAGCCCCGCCAGCUCCUUAUCAACCCUCUGACCGGCCUGCUCGAGCCCAUGCCGACGAGCGACAGCAGCUCGGACAGCGAGCCGGAGCGCGCGCGCUCGCCGUUCCCUGACAACUCCAACUCCAUCUUCUCGGACGAGGAGUCGAACCAGAGCCUGCCCAACAUGUCCGACUCGGAGGCGAGCAAGCUGUCGCUGCUGAGCGGCGAGUCGGCCGGCCGGCGCGCCAGCCGCGGCGGCACGCCCAGUCCGCGUCCCGUCUCCACCAGCCCGGCCGCCGAGAAGAUCAAGCUGCGCCUCAAGCUGGAGCGCGCCGAGCCUGUCAGCCCGGUCAGCCCCACCUACAAGGUUGACGUGUCGUUCGCUCGCCGGCCCGACCGCGCCGCCGGCAACGGCGCCGCGCCCGCCGCGCCCGCCGCCGCCGCCGGCGAGGAACCGCGCGUGCCGCCGCUGCACAUCUCGCUGCGCGGACGCAACGCCGCCGUGGUGGUGUCGAAGGACGGCGGCGAGCGCGCCGUCGUCAAGUCCAAAGACAAACUGAAGCCCAAACUGAAGAGUACAAAGGACAAGGAGGACGCGCCCGCGGAUGCCUUACUGGCUGCGGUCGACGAAGGGCCGCUGAAAAUUAAGGUGAAGGACCCGGGCCUGAAGAGCAGGCCGAAGGAUAAGGACAAAUUGAAGCGUGCGAAGCGGAAGGAGGACAGCAGUGAUAAGGCGUUGAGUGUGAAAGUGGUGAAACCGUGCGAGAAGGACGCGACCAGCGGCGGGCCCAAAGAAUGUCGGGCGAACCACAUGUUUGGCCUCCACGACGACCUGGACCUGAAGCACAUCCCGCCGGUGCCGCCCGAGGACAUCUUCUCGCCGGACCCGUGGGAGUCGCCGCCGGCGCGCGCGGCCCCCGAGACCUGCGUGCACCCGAGCCCGGCGGCGCUGGAGGGCACGCUGCGCUCCGGCCGCGCCGAGGGCGACGCGCUCCGCAAGGAGGUGCUCACCCACUGUCUGGAGAAGAAGGUGAACGACGUAGGCGCUGCCACGUCGGCGUCGGCCGCGCGGCUAGGCGAGGCGCUGGGCGGCUCUCUGGCGCUCACCAAAGUGGAGGGCCUCGACAGCCCGUCGGUGACGCCCAAGGGCGACCCCAGUAAUGGCCAGGGCGAGGACUCGGGGAUCGAGUCGAUGGACACGCAGUCGGAGAAGAGUCCGAACCAGGAGGAGAGUCCCCACCGCAAGGAAGAACUGGACAGUGAAAAGCACGAACCGUCGUCCCAGGGCCAUAAAACUGAACCGCUUACGGACCAACCGUCGGAACGAGUGCCUUCCCGUACCUUCAAAACGGAGAGCAUACAAGUGACUGUAAAUACGCACAAUUCAGUUGAUAGUGUGUGUCCCGCUGCGAAUGUCGCGAGUGAAAAUCCCACCAGUGUUUCAGGUGACGAUAAAGUACAAGUUGUGAUUAGUGUAGGUAAACAGGAGGAGUCGGUCAUCUCCAACAGCUCAAACCCACCGGAGACGCGCGCCAAGGCGGCGGACGCGCCCAAGCCGCCGCCGGAGCCGUCGGCGCCGCCGGCCGACGCAGAGCCGGCGGUGGACAAGAGCGCGCCCGGUCACGCCCAGCGGGCCAACAUCAACAACAUCGUGGCCAAGCUGCAGCGCGGCAGCGACAAGCCGCCGGUGCCCGCCGGCCGCACCACGCCGCUGAACCUGCCGCCCGGUUCCAAGAUGCUGCCCAUCAAGCUGAUCAAGGCGCCGGUGCUGAGUCCGGCCGUGUCGGGCGAGGCGCCGCUGUCGGCCAUGCGGCGCAGCGACUCGAAGGAGCUGCCGCCCGACCUGGAGCAGCCGACGGCCGACGAGCCGGAGCUGCUGCGCGUCAAGCCGCCGCUCUACACGUACUCAAACCCGGAUAAGGCACGUGACCCGUCGACGGGCGGCGCCGACUCGGCCGAGCCGGACGACGCGGCCGACGCCGUCGCUGCCGCCGUCGACCCGUCCUGUCUGCUCAAGGAGAUCCUGCUGCACAAGGAGGCCGUCUCCAAGGUGGAGUCGGACCACUCCUACCUGAAGCCGAGCCGCAAGAGCCUCGAGGAGCUGUCCAUCCAGAUCCCCGAGGAAGGCGAAGAGAAGCGAACCACGCGCAGCACGCGCGCGCACUCGCGCCUGCACAGCCCGACCGUGGCCAGCCCGACGCCGGCGCGCGUGGCGCCGACGCCGGCGGCGGCGGCGCGGCGCGCCGACACGCCCGACGCCGGCGACGUGGCCGGCCCGGAGCGCUCGCGACGCCGCUGCUCGGAGAACGCGGCCGGCCUCAUCAAGGCGUGUAUGGGCAUGGACGAGCACCGCACGCGGCCCGGCACGCCCAACGCCACCGGCCGGCGCGAGGAGCCGGCGCGCCGCACCGCCAGGGCCGCCAAGAAAGAGGACAUGUCGGACGACGAGUCGGACCGGCGCUCGACGCGCAGCACGGACGAGCCGCGUCCCAACAGCCGCACCACGCCGCGCGCCAACCACGCCGGCGUCUCCUCGCCGGCGCCGACGCCGCCCGCGGCGGCGGCCGCUGCGGCAGCCGCCGCCGCCGUCAACAGCAGGACCGACGAGAAGCCCGGCCAGGAGCGGUGA